AGCCUCCAUCACUUUGGUUCCUACCGACACCCAUGAGCGAUAAACCCAACACAUUCACGUUUUAUACUGAGUGUGUGAAUUGGAUAGUCUCUCUUCUAGUUAACUGGUUUAUAUAUAUGAAGAUUUCGUGACAUUUUAAAGACCAGAAAGCGUAUUUAGUGACUGUAUGAAGGAAAAAGUCCAUUGGCGAAGUUCUCGGCUGCGCUCCCUUUAAGAGCUUUGGGUGGAGGUUACGUUAAACCUCAAUGAUGGCAAGUCGUCCACUCAAAGCGAAGUAAACAUGAGACUUUUGGCUGAAAAAUAACAUCUGGAGCCGAACGGUGACACGAAAGAGGCGUCGGUACGAAUAGAUGUGAUCAAGUUUGAGUGUGGAUGCGGUCGUCAUGGUGAAGAAUGUUCCGGAAAGUAAAGAAGCGUCACAGCAGCAGCAGCUCCCAGAGCAGUGAAAUCAGCACCAAGAGCAAAUCUGUGGAGUCCAGUCUAGGAGGGCUGUCCAGGUCCAGCACUGUUGCCAGCCUCGACACAGAUUCUGCCAAGAGCUCAGGGAACAGCUCUGAGGCGUGUGCAGAGUUCAGGGUAAAGUAUGUUGGAGCCUUAGAGAAGAUGAGGUUUGACAUGAGCAGGACUCUCCAGGAGCCUUUGGACCUCAUCAACUACAUCGACACAGCCCAGCAAGAUGGGAAGCUGCCUUUUGUGCCUACAGAGGAGGAGAUGAUUCUGGUUGUGUCUAAGCAUGGAGUCAAAGUGGCCUCAGUUGACCAGUGUGAUGUCUUGCAUCGGCACCCCUUGUACCUAAUUGUCCGAAUGUUGUGUUACGAUGAUGGCCUUGGAGCAGGAAAAAAUCUUCUGGCUCUUAAAACCACAGACUUGAACCAAGAAGAGUGCAGCAUCUGGGUGUACCAGUGCCACAGCUCAGAGCAAGCUCAGGCCAUCUGUAAGGUACUAUCAACGGCAUUUGACUGUGCUCUGGCGUCCGAGAAUGCCGAGAUACUGACCCACCACUCUUGGUCCUCCUCUCCGUCCACCACAAUCACCUCGCCCUCAGAGAAGUGGAGGGGCGGACCCAGUACAGGGCAGUCCGAGUUGAGCGUUAGAGCUCAGGAUAGUGCCGUAGGUCUCAUUGUUGACCAUGAAGGCUCUGUGCUUGUCCUUGAGUCCAUCGCGAGCACUGGAGGGGGUGUAACAGCUGAGGGGGCGGUCCUCUCUGCGCAGCGGGCUGGGCUGUUCCACACAGAUUUCAGUUUGAUGUUUUGUGUUGUAGGUUUGACAAAACGGGAGACACAGCUGAGUCCCAGUCAAAAAUAUCUUGCUAUCAGGAGGAUGCCCAGUCUGCUGGAAUACCUCAGCUAUAACUGUAACUUUAUGGGUAUUCUAGCUGGGCCCACUUGCUCCUACAAUGACUAUAAGGCUUUCAUUGAAGGGACAAAUUACCAGCCUCGGCACCAAGACAAUGCCAAUGGGAAAGAGAAUGGCAAAUGGAAGCAGAGUGAGCCCUCUCCUCAGAACGCCGUGGUGUCCAAGCUGUGCACAUGCGCACUCUCACUGGGCGUGUAUCUGUCGCUGUGUAAGGUGCUUCCAGUGGAACAUGUCAUUAAUGAUGAGUUCCUCUCAUCCGCACCAGUCUAUACACAAGUGGUCUACCUGUACCUGGCCAUGCUGGCGCUCAGACCCAAGUACUACUUUGUGUGGACGCUUGCUGAUGCCAUCAACAAUGCUGCAGGAUUUGGUUUUAAUGGAUAUGACAUAGAUGGCACGCCACGCUGGGAUUUGAUAUCCAACCUCAGAAUUAUGGACAUUGAGUUUGCAACAAGUUUUAAAUUAUUCCUAGACAACUGGAACAUCCAGACAUCCCUUUGGCUAAAACGGGUCUGCUAUGAGAGAUGUCCAAUCAAUCCCACUGCAGCCACCUUCCUGCUGUCAGCCUUGUGGCAUGGAGUUUACCCAGGCUACUACAUGACCUUUGUCACUGGUAUAGUUGUGACGAUGGCUGCACGAGCAGUUCGACACAACAUCAGGCCAUACUUCUUGGUUUCAGAUAGACAUAAAGGAGUGUAUGAUGUCAUGACAUGGGCUGCUACACAAGUUGCCAUCAGCUACACAGUAGUGCCGUUUGUCCUCCUUGCUGUGGGACCAUCGCUAAAAUUCUACAGGUCGUGGUACUUCUGCCUCCAUGUCCUGUGUGUUCUUUUGGCCAUGGCUCUGCCUGUGAAGAGGCGCCGCCCACUCAAACAGCAGGACCCUCAGGCGGAACACAGCAGCACAGACAACAACUGCAACCAGAAGGACAAGAGCUCAUGAGACUGACCCCCUGCACUGGGACAAGCACCGGGCUGUUUACAAAGAACCAAAUAUCUGACGGACAGAGAAUCACAAACACAAGAAAUGUCUUGUCAAAUCGUCCUGUAGCAAGGAUUAUAACGACUCCACUUUUGACUCAGAUAUGGGAUAAAUCACAUGAGCGCAUUGUAUAAAGUUAAAGACAAACUGACUCAGUGUUGCCUUGAACCCUCUGUGUACUGGCCAAAGAUGGCUGCGGUGUAUGUGGAGGAUUUCAGUCACUCUCUGCAGAUAAGUGUUUUGUGGUGAAACGAGAAGUGUUUUCAUGUUCAACAAACAACUGUUAUUAUCAGCUGCCAAUUACAAACAGGCCUUACGAUCCUUACAGCUUAGUUUGGUUCUGUCUUUUUUUUUUAUUUAACUGAAGAUUAAUUCAUGUUGUAUGUGUUUUUGUAUGUAGAUGUUUGUGAUAACACUGUUUGAAAUCCAUUUGAACUUUCAUUUUAACUCGAAAGAUUGUGAAUCAUUAGGCUUCUCAAGUAGGAUACAAAUAUUCUCUUACUUUAGUUGUCUAAAAUAUGCACUCAAGUGUCACUUCAUGGGUUUGUAAUUUUAUCAUUUCAUAUCUGCUGCUUUCUGACCAAUGUUAACUUAUCAUUUCCAUGUUUUGAAGGGAUAUUAUUUACCCCACUGUCUUGUAUACUACUUAUUUCUGACUGUGUAAAAUUUCUAAAACUUUAUAUAUGUAAAAGUGGGGAAAAGCAAUUGCUUGUUUACAUCACUGGAUAAGUAGACAUGCUCCAAUUUUGGAACUGUGCAAUUUGUCAUUGGACUUUGAGGGAAGAUGAGUCUGUAACAUUGUAAUAGUCUGAAUGCAGUGGAGUUGUCCAGGUCAUGAUUGUUGUAAAGUGGCUUCUUCACUCUAUGGGGCCACACACUGGGUUUUAAAUAGUUUCAGUCUUUGUCCAGUCACUGUAUCAUUCCAUCUUGUCCUGCCAUUGAGAUGCCAAAAUCCUUUGCCACUCUGUGAUUCAUGUCGCUGUACUUUGUGUGUUACACAGCGGUCACCUUUCAGACAUCUUUUUUACGUUUUUAUGAACAAACAUUUGUGGAGCUCCAUGUUUUCCAUUUUGGUGCAGUUGUGUUGUGUAGUAUUCCUGCCAUUAUGGUGUUGGUAUUCAUGUGGCUGGUAGCUCUUGUAGCCCGGGCCUGACAAAUUAAAGGGACCCUCUGAAGGGAAACAGAUGUCAUUUUCCGAACAGCAAUUCUUGCACUGCAUGGCCCCCAAACCAGCACAAUGCAAAGUGCUCCAUGUGUUAAAAAGUGCCAAAUCCUAACUGGCACAACCUUAGUUAUCUGUCUGAAAGCCUGGGGUGAGCGUGCACAUGUUUAUGUCGUAUGUAUGUGUCUGCUAACAUAAGUUAUUUUUGUGUGGGGAAAAAGGAAAUUUAUUGAAAGAUUUGUAUAACAGUACAUUUAAAUCCUCACUUAUGUGGAAAAUAAAGAGAAUUAUUUUUAAACACAAUGAAA
Messenger RNA from Boleophthalmus pectinirostris (great blue-spotted mudskipper), 3807 nucleotides. RefSeq names its product membrane bound O-acyltransferase domain containing 2a (gene mboat2a). Gene Ontology annotation, cellular component: membrane. Gene Ontology annotation, biological process: lipid modification. The record is from RefSeq and is a predicted model, not a curated record. NCBI's taxonomy places the organism in Eukaryota, Metazoa, Chordata, Actinopteri, Gobiiformes, Gobiidae. The coding region runs from base 394 to 2298 and encodes 634 amino acids. The transcript has 17 exons. Gene Ontology annotation, molecular function: acyltransferase activity.